AUGAGAAUGGCUCCGCAGAAUGCCGACUCGGAAUCUAUGCAAGUUCAGGAGCUGCCCGUACCCCUGCCGGACCUGCAGAAGCCCGGGAGCUCGGAGCCGGAGCCGCGCGACGAGACUGUCAGCGAGGGCUCCAUCGACCGGAUCCCCGUGCGCCUCUGGGUCAUGCACGGGGCCGUGAUGUUUGGCCGUGAGUUCUGUUACGCCAUGGAGACGGCCCUGGUCACGCCAAUCCUGCUGCAGAUCGGCCUUCCCGAGCAGUACUACAGCCUCACCUGGUUCCUGAGCCCUGUCCUCGGUCUCAUCUUCACGCCCCUCAUCGGCUCGGCCAGCGACCGCUGCACCCUGAGCUGGGGCCGGCGGCGGCCUUUCAUCCUCGCCCUCUGCGUGGGUGUGCUCUUCGGUGUGGCCCUUUUCCUGAAUGGCUCUGCCAUUGGUCUGUCCCUGGGCGAUGUCCCCAACCGGCAGCCCAUUGGCAUUGUCCUCACGGUGCUGGGGGUGGUGGUCCUGGAUUUCAGUGCUGACGCCACGGAGGGGCCCAUCCGAGCCUACCUGCUGGACGUCGUGGACAGUGAGGAGCAGGACAUGGCCCUCAAUAUCCACGCCUUCUCUGCCGGCCUCGGCGGGGCCAUCGGCUACGUGCUGGGCGGGCUGGACUGGACACAGACCUUCUUGGGCACCUGGUUCCGGACCCAGAACCAGGUGCUCUUCUUCUUCGCGGCCAUCGUGUUCACGGUGUCGGUGACCCUGCACCUGCUGAGCAUUGACGAGGAGCAGUAUAGCCCCCAGCAGGAGCGCAGCGCGGAGGCCCCCCCGCACCCCACCACCCUGGCCACCGGCGGCUCCCUGUUUCCCGACGAGGUGCAGUCGGAGCACGAGCUGGUCCUGGACUUCCUGGGAGUGGACCUGGUCCGCAGCAAGAGCGACUCCGUGCUGCACGUGCCGGACUCCGCACUGGGCCUGGAGCCCGAGCUGCUUUUCCUGCACGACAUCGAGCCCUCCAUCUUCCACGACGCCUCCCACCCCGGCACCCCCCGCAGCACCAGCCAGGACCUUGCCAAGGCCACGCCGCCCAGCCUGUCCUCACUGCUCAGGGAAACCGCCAAAGAGGACGCCACGCUGCUCGAUAAUCACUUGAACGAAGCCAAAGUCCCCAACGGCAGUGGCUCCCCGCCAAGAGCCAGCCCCAGCGGCUGCCCCAGGGUGGACGGCAGGCCCCCGGCUGCAGCCGGUGCCCUGCGUCGGCGCCGGCACGUGUUCCGCCGGCAGGCGUCCAGCACCUUCUCCUACUACGGCAAGGUCGGCUCGCACCGCUACCGCUGCCGGCGCGCCAACGCCGUGGUGCUCAUCAAGCCCUCACGCAGCAUGAGCGACCUGUAUGACCUGCAGGCACGGCAGCGGCAGCGCGCCCGGCACCGCAACCAGAGCGGGGCCACCAACUCGAGCGGAGACACGGAGAGCGAGGAGGGCGAGGGCGAGACCACGGUGCGGCUGCUGUGGCUGUCCAUGCUCAAGAUGCCCCGGGAGCUGAUGCGGCUGUGCGUCUGCCACCUGCUCACCUGGUUCUCCGUCAUCGCCGAGGCCGUCUUCUACACCGACUUCAUGGGCCAGGUCAUCUUUGAAGGGGACCCCAAGGCUCCCUCCAACUCCACCACCUGGCAGGCGUACAACGACGGCGUGAAGAUGGGCUGCUGGGGCCUGGUCAUUUAUGCAGCCACCGGUGCCAUUUGUUCAGCCCUGUUGCAGAAGUACUUGGACAACUACGACCUGAGCAUCAGGGUCAUCUAUGUGCUGGGGACGCUGGGCUUCUCCAUCGGCACGGCCGUGAUGGCCAUGUUUGCCAACGUGUACAUCGCCAUGGUGAUGAUCAGCACCAUGGGCGUCGUGUCCAUGAGCAUCUCCUACUGCCCCUACGCGCUGCUCGGGCAGUACCACGACAUCAAGGAGUACAUACAUCACAGCCCCGGGAGCUCCAAGCGUGGCUUCGGCAUAGACUGCGCCAUCCUGUCCUGCCAGGUCUACAUCUCCCAGAUCCUGGUGGCGUCUGCCCUCGGGGGCGUGGUCGACGCCGUGGGGAGUGUCCGCGUCAUCCCCAUGGUGGCCUCCGUGGGCUCCUUCCUGGGCUUCCUGACUGCCACGUUCCUGGUGAUCUACCCCGAGGUGUCAGAAGAAGCAAAGGAAGAGCAGAAAGGCCUGUCUUCCCAGCCCUUGGGCGAAGGCAGCAGUGAGAAACCCACGGUCCUGAGGCUUUCCCGGAAGGGAGGCCCGAAGGGAGCCGUGGAGACGGAGUCCAUGGUCUGAGCCGCUGCUGUGUGCACAUUCCGGCAGGGGCGGGGUGGCCGGCGGGGGCGGGGUGGCCGGCGGGGCAGGCGCUGGCCGGCCGGCUGGCUGCUGCUGCGUCGGUGGCAACGCAAACCCGAGUUCCUUCGCCACACGGAGGGGGCACUCAAUAGUUGUAGGAUAGGUUUGAGCCACUAGGCAGAAAUACCACACUAAUUAUUUUCCACAAUUAAAAGAAUCAUUUGAAAUUUUUUUUUUUAAUUGAAAAGGAUCUUUUAAUUUCAACUUUAUCUUUUAUUCUGCAGGUAUAUUAUUCUGCAUGUUUUUAAAUUGUAAACCAGAUUUACAAUAUAGACCAUAAGUAAUUUAGAAAAAAAUAAGAUUUUGCAUUUCUGAAGUUAAAAUUGAAAUCAAAAACUAUCCGAUGUUCUUUGCUGCAUCUUAUCUGAACACUUCAGAUGACGGUCGUGUAGUCAAUGACUAAAACAUUUUUACCAAAUUGUUUCUCUGUGGACGCCGACAGGUAUUUAUUUGGACGUUCUGACAGAUCUCACCACAUUCUGUUGGUGCUGCAGCUGCUGGAGAGUAUUUUUCUUUAUGAUUCUUUUAGAAGAAAACAUUCUAUUUUCCAAACUGGAUUUUUCUUUUUCUUUUUUUUUUUUUUUAGAACAGCAUUUCCUCUUCUCUGAGUUUCACUGGUGGUGCCCGUCCCUGGGCCGUGGGCAGUGGUGGCGACUGCACACCAAAGAUGGGAGGAGUCCAGGGGGGCUUCUUGGGGCAGAAAAGGGUGAUUCGCAGGGGCUGCCCGGGUCCCCGCCAGGGCACAGUUUGAACUAGCAGAUUUCCUCCCUGCCAGCGUGGCGUGUGCGUGUGUGCCUGGCCCCGGCACCUUUGUCCGAGGCUCCUGGGCGAGGUCGUGGAGUCUUUCAUUGCACUUUGAUGUGUCUUUCAACAUGUGCUGGGGAAAUCACAAGGGCUGAGCUGCAGGCGGGGCCACCACGUGUGUGGGACAGCGGCCCCGGCACAUGCGACAUGCUGGACACUGCUGACCUCUGGGGACCUCAUGGCCUGCUCCCCGCUGGGCGCUGGGAUGGGAACGGUGCACAGUGAAGGAAGGAAGUGUCUGGGGCAGGAGGAAGGGCCCUCUGCCGGACCUCUCGGCGCGGUUUUUGCUUCCCUCAGAGGCGCGGUCUUGGACAUGGGGAAGAACAGGGUCACAUGCUGCAGCGAUUCGCACGUGGUUUUCAGACCACUCUCCGUGCAACGGGCAGUUUCGGCGUGCUUUUUUGGAACGGUCCAUCUCAGGAGAGAGGGAGGCCUCUCCGCGUCACCGGAUAAAGUGACAGUCGCAAUACUUUGCUGCCUCAAGUUGACGUUCUCUUUAUUUUUAAAAUAAAGGACUUUAAAGUGCAUGAGAAUCAUGCUGCAAUAUGGUCAUUCUAAAGCAAAUAUAUAUAUUUCAAGAUGAAACUAAGCAGUUUUGAAAUAAAUUACUUGAAUUUUCUGUGUACUUAAAGGAAUGACUGUGUUUAAUGUACUCAGCCGGCCUCUGUUUUGCUGCGUUUCUGCUGCCAGUGGCACUUGGUGGCUUGUGUUUUGGGUGCCUGUCCCCAUCGGACGCACUCGGAGGCCAGGCGUCCUCCCUCGGAAGGCCAGGAUCGCAGAGAACCGACCGCAAGACGCGAGCGUUUUCCGUGUGUUAACCUUGCAAACAGCCCUGUGACUUGUGCAUGGACAGGAAGUGG
This is a messenger RNA of Rhinolophus ferrumequinum (greater horseshoe bat), 4022 nucleotides long. It is a transcript of the gene SLC45A4, whose product is annotated as solute carrier family 45 member 4. The transcript is spliced from 7 exons. The coding region runs from base 1 to 2298 and encodes 765 amino acids. NCBI's taxonomy places the organism in Eukaryota, Metazoa, Chordata, Mammalia, Chiroptera, Rhinolophidae. Gene Ontology annotation, cellular component: membrane. Gene Ontology annotation, biological process: transmembrane transport. The record is from RefSeq and is a predicted model, not a curated record. Gene Ontology annotation, molecular function: sucrose:proton symporter activity.